Messenger RNA from Paecilomyces variotii, 802 nucleotides. RefSeq lists its product as hypothetical. The transcript is spliced from 2 exons. Lineage: Eukaryota; Fungi; Ascomycota; Eurotiomycetes; Eurotiales; Thermoascaceae. The record is from RefSeq and is a predicted model, not a curated record. The coding region runs from base 6 to 704 and encodes 232 amino acids.
CGUCCAUGAUCCUCGCAACGUCAAUUCUCUAUACUUUCAAACCCCCAAGAGCUCCAAGACAGCCAGAACCGGCGACAAUGUCAUACCAGAUCCAUGGCCAGUUCCUUCGUCACCUCCCCAUCCUUCCGGACUGUAUCUCAUCCGACGUCGAAGAAUUCCGCGUUGAAGCCUGGAUGCGUCUCGAUAGGCGUGUCCGUCUCGUCGAUAUCACUCAGCGUAUGCACCCCGAGUUUCGAAUCAAACCAAACGCUCUUCAGCAGCGUGGUGUCCGGUUCCGAAAGGCAUUCAACAUGCUGGCAUGGGGAUCCGGAAACAAGAAGACGCUGGAAACCGAGGCCGAAUUGGUCAAUAAGAUGCGCAGCUGUGGAAUCGACCCCGGCGUCAAUUCCACUCGUGGAAUGACGCCGGGGUUGAUCCGUCCUGAACUGGGUGAGACCGGGGGUAGGAUUGCUCUCCCCGAGCAAUACAGCAGACGGUCUUUGGCUCCGGCCAGACCUGUGCCCGUUGUUGGUACAGAUGCCGGGGACGGUAAUGGGGGGGUCGUCAGCCUCUUCGAAGAGGCCAUCGCGGCCUGCCUUUGGAAGGCCGUCGAUAGGGAGGCGGCGACCCCUCCAACCGCCUUCGACCUCGGCAUCGAGGCAUAUCUUGCCCACGACAAGAUAAUGAGGGCGAUGGGGGCGGGGAUGGGAGAUGGAGUUUUUUAAUUUUUUUUCUUUUUCUUUUUUCUUUCUUCCUUUCUUUUUCUUUUUCUUUUUUUUAAAAAAAAAAAAAAAUUGGGAACUGGUUUCGGGGGCCCGAGGGG